UUUUGUUUAACUGCAUUUCGUGAAUUAGCGUUGAUCAGGCUGAGUCGCAGAAACAAGCAUCCCCUGCAAAGUCUUCAUUGUUUUUUCGGAAUUUGGUUCAAUUGGUGUAUCAAGUCAAAAUGUGGUCACGACUCCUGAAGAAAAAUAAAGGGAUUUACUCAACGGUUAAGCCUAUUGAGGAUUUUUAAUUUGUACAACAUCGUUCAGAGAUUUAAAUAUUUUCCAAUCUACAUAUUUUUGAAAUAUUGAUAAAAGGAAUUGGACCAUAGCCAUACCAAGAGUUACUGUUUCAAAACUGAGUGUCAUCUUCGGAUUUCCAGCCAUAAGGAGCUAUUGAGGACAAGUCCAAACUCGGGGCAAGAGUUUUAAAAGCUUUAUCUAUUGUGGGUUUUACAAACAACAAACACUAUGUUCCUGGUGUAUUGUAUGAUCUGACCGAAUACCAUAAGCUAAUAAGGAAUGAAAUGGGGAACUGUCUCAGAAAACAAAAAAAUAUCUGUGAUCAUAAGAUUACUGGAGAUGUGAUGAAACUUGCCUUGCAAUCUGAGGAGUGAAAGGGAUAUUCCGUAAUUUUUGGUGUGCAUUCUGUUGGAAACGAGAAGGUACCAACAAGCUAGCUGUAAUACAAUACUUCAUUUGGAAAGUUUGACCUACAAAUUAUUAAUAAGGAGGAAUUAAUUUGUGGAUUCUAUCGGAAAUGAUAAAGACGUUCAACAAUGAAUGACAAAUUGUGCUAAAAUUGUGAUGGGACGGUAAAAUCCAUAGUUGUAAAUAAUUGAUGAAUUUCAAAAAUGCUUUAUGAAGAUCAAGGUAACUUAGACUCUGUGUGUUUGAAUGAAUUGACAGUUCUAUAUAUUUGACUUGAAUUAUGAUGGAACUUAUCAUCAGGGAUAUAAUACCACGAUAAAAUGCCAAGGAUUUUGGUUGAAUGAAGCUUUGUGAUUUUCUAUUAUAGUAUUUGACAGUGGAUCUGUGGUGUCCUGCCUGGUUUGCAUUGAUUUUUUGAUUUAUUUGAAGACAGCAUGUUUAGUGGCAGAGGAUUAAUUGAUUUUUGUUUCUAUCGGAGAAUGUUAAAAACCUUCAGUUUUCUUAAUACAUGUACCUGACUGUUUGCCUUGUACAGGUAGGAUUAUGAAAAGAUUAAUAAUUGAUUGGUAAAUUAGAGUUCUGUAGUGAAAUGGGAUCAUCAUUCACUAAAAUUCAUCUUUGGUUUUCACACUGUGAAAUACUUGUAGAAACCCAUUUUAUUCAUGCAUGGAUUACACAACUUUGAUUUGAUUACAUGAACUGUGUUGACUGUGUGGACAAUCAAAUUAAUUAGCUGAGGGGACUUGUACUGCUAGGAGUCCUAUACCCCUGCCUAUGGUAUUUGCCAGACAAUGAAUAAGCCGAGUGGUUAUCAAUGGGGCUAGGUGGACAAUAUCUGAAAGCUGUUGAUUAUAGUUCCUUUGGAGUUUAAUGUAAUCUUCUCAGCUGAAUCAAAAGAAAUCUAUGUGUAAAUGUGUUUGAGAGGUUCCAUCCAUCCGUGAAGUAUUUACAAGCCUAAACAAUGACUCAAAAAUCCACGCCUGAUGGCACAGUUUCUACUGAAGUGAAUAACAAUAUAAAGGGACACAAGAAGCACCCGUCCAGUUCAUUCCUCAGCAAGUUCAUAGCUCUCCCGCAGGGUCUGAGGGUGAAGUCUAAAGGAGGAGAAAGUGAGGGAAACCUGAGCCCACGGAGACCGGUACCGGUGAAAGCAUUGCCCUCUGGGGGCUUUAUUAAUCAGCCCGAGGAACUAGUGGAGGAUUUAACUGAAGCAAAUAAUAAUGUGUUUAUUCAUCUGGAACGUUGUGAAAAUAAUUCCAGCAUACCAAAUAGCCCAUUAAGUCAACAUAGCAGAAACCCAAGCAUUUCGUCAUUUACUAGUUCACAAGAUGGCAGUAUCAACUCGGACUUGAAUUGGGAAGGAUCACAGUCCUCACGCCGGUCAGGUAGAUACAGGAAGCGCUCCUCAUCGACCCCACCAGACAUUGGCAGACAAAGGAGUUCACCUGUGGAUAGGAGAAUCGGUAGACUUGCCAAUCAAUACUACCAGGCUGUGUUAAACAACAACAGUAAGAAUGUAAACACGGGGACUUCUACAAACCACAAUAACGACUGGUCCAGGCAGUCUAACAGCAGCGAUACAGGUAUUUCUGUGGACAGUGACGAUUCCUUUGAUUUUGGUGACAUAGAGGAUGUAGAUUUUGGUAGUAGUAUCAUCCCCCACCAAAGCAGCACGCCACUGGAUAAAUACCAUCCAUCAACACCUGUCACACAAACAGGCAGCUUUUCGCCUUCAGGGGUCAAAACCAUGAUGCAUCCACAUUACAUGACAUUGCCUAGGAAUACUAAGUUUCAAUCUGACAACGUCCCACAUACAGUCGGUCUAGUCAAGGUGGACAAUUCUCUCAGGCCUAUGGCCUACCCCAAUGGAACUGUCCCCCACAGAACUGCCCCCUACGAAAAAGUGAUGACUGCCGGUGGUUCCCUGAAAAUGAAGUCCCCCGGCCUGGUGGUGUACAAGCCACCCCCUGGUGAUUAUAUUAUGAUGGGUGAUCAUUCUUUGCACACUGGAGGUGCUGGCAGUGUGCCAUUUAAAAACCAAGGUGUAACUGAUAUUCACGACCUACCCAAUAAUCGACUGGGACAACCAGAGCUGUCUAACCUGUACAAGUCGCGGGGACUUUCGUCCAGUAUGCCCACCUUACUGGGGAAUGCUACCCCUAAGGAACAGAAAAAGUUCCUAAAGGAAGUAAAGAAGUUGGAAAAAGAGGAAAAGAAGAGGAGAGAGAAAGAAGAAAAAAGGAGGAUUAAGGAAGAAAAGAAAAAGGAGAAAACUCUAAGAAAGCAGAAGAAAUAUGUGAACAGGACUUUACCGAGAAACUGGGUAUCUGGGUAUGUGGAGAAACCUAUUGAAAAUGUGUAUUAUAGACGGUCACAGUUGCAGUUCUCGGCAGUUCCUAUUGAUUUCGAGGAUGGACCUGCAAGUCAUAGGUCCGAUCCGCCGCCCCAUGCACCCCCUCCUCCCCCUCCCCAAACUUUACAGCAGGGGCCUAGUCUGAAAGCUCAGGCGUUCUAUAACAGUGCUCCAGAUCUGCUUCGUUUGGAGAAAGUGUAUGGAGCUACCAUUAGGGGACAACCAAAGGAAUAUCAGGAUGCUCACAGCAUUACAAAUGGAGGAUUUACUUUACACAGGAAUAUGCCUAACACACACUACUACAGUGAAUAUGCACCCAGAUCAGUCGUGCUACAGAAGGGUCCGGAGGGUUACGGAUUUGUGCUACGAGGAGCUAAAUCCCAGACCCAUGCCACUGGGGAGCUGGACUUUCGACCAACAGCGGAAUUCCCGGCGCUACAGUAUCUGGACAGCGUGGACCCCGGGAGCAGGGCGGACAGGGUCGGACUGAAGACGGGCGAUUUCAUACUAGAGAUAAAUGGAGAGAAUGUGGUGCGGGCGUCACAUGACCGGGUGGUGCAGCUGAUACGUCACUCUGGGGACACCCUGGCCCUGAAGGUGGUAACUGUAAAACCCCUGGAGAAACCAGAUCACUGGCUUCAGCACCACAAUGGGACCAUGACGCUCCCCAACAGGGGCGGACCCAAACGGCAAGCCCCACAACCUCCCCAGAGAGACCCACAGACUUCUCUGUCUGUCGGCAAAGCGCAGGGGAAACAGUACGCAGAGGGCAUGGCUGAACUAGAGAGGACUGUGCAGGAACUAAAUUCUUCUACCGAGGACCAGCUAGACUUGGCUUUGGCAGAGUAUGAGAAACAGAGUGUGCAUUCUGCAGUGUCUUCAGAUCAGAAGACGGCAUCCAUCAGGAGCAAACAUUCUGCUAAACGUGUGUCGUGUGUUGAAUUGGACAAGAUUGAAAAUCCAGACUCAAAGGCUGCAACGACUAAAGGCAAGGGUAAGGACUACAUGAGUCCGUCUGAAAUACGUAUCCAAAAGUACCAUCACAAAAAAGGAGCCAAUCUGGAGCGAUCAAGCAGCACUCCUAGUUUAGUGGACAAAAAGACGGAAGCAGUUUAUGCAACGCCAACUGUGCCCUCCACUGAACAAAAUGACAUGGGGCACAGGCGGUCAAGUAGUGGUGCUGCUAUCAGUCAUAUAUACGCAACCCCAGGGGAGAGACCAAGGGCACCCCCUCCCCCUCCUCCUGCUGGGACAUCCACUUCUAGUCCUAAAAGACCAGCCCCUGCUCCCCCAACAAGACCUCAGGCAGAAAUCAUAUCAAUAUCCACGGAUAGAAGAAAAUCUUCUCUCACCAGCAUGACCGACAGUGUGCAUUCUGUUGAGAAGCCUGCUUCAGAAUACGAAUCCAGUUUCCGACCUGGAAUUUCUGCACAGUUGAGCACCGAACCAAAAAUUUCAACUCUUUCACUGCAGCAGGUUAAACUGCGUUCUCACAAUAGGAAUUCCAGUCAAGUUUCUGUGCAAUCUACUGAUUCAGGGGAGAGUAAGCGCAGUGAGGAGAAAUUGGGAGUCACGUUUGCAGAGGACAAAGUUCAAGACCAGGCCCAUUUGUUCCUACAAAAACAUCCGAAUGCCCAACUGCUGGUAACAACAAAUAUACAUGCCAAGAACAAAGACAGAAAAAUGUCGGAACCAGAACCAGAUUAUGAUAGUGAUGAAAACGAUGCUAAAGUGAAAAGUAAAGUGACAGUUAUAAGUGUAGGUGGUGGGGUGGAAAAUUCCAAAAAAUAUACUGUGAAAUCAGAUAUACCAUCAGGGGAGGGGGGAAUGUUUAUACCUCCACCUCCUUCUGAACCAGCACCGAAACCUCCCAGUCAGAAACCGCCCUCACCUCUACCAAAACCAGCAAAACAAGACAUUGAUAUCAAGCUAAGUCUUUCAACAGAGAAGAAAGAUAUGGAGCAGUCCAUUACAAAAAAUGUUGAAACUUCUUCAGUGAAAUCAGAGGAGACUGCGUUGUCGUCCUCUACGGUGAAAUUUUCAGAGCCAGAGCCACGGAACAUUCCACCUGCCCCGCCAGCUCCACCUCCUCCUCCACCCGCUCCACCUGCACCUCCACCACCAGGUGUAAUGGCUCCAGAGGAAAAGCCCAAAACUCCUCCUCCAGUGUUUGAGAAAAAACCAAAAAAUCCUGUACAAGGUAUUCCUUCGAAGGCCAUCAUGGAUGCUGUUGCUCAGAGAAAAACAAGAAUUGAGGCAGAGGGCAUGAAAAUUUCCAAAGGACCAAAUAAAGAAGCACCAGUAAAAGAUGGAAAUGACCUCAGAAAUAGAAUGCUGGACAAUACACACAGUGCAAUAUUGGCUGCUGUCGCCAAGAGAAGAGCUGUGCUGGAGGAGAAAGACUCUGAACACACUGUGGCUGAUGAAAUCGAGAACAGAUUACAGAAAACCAAGAAACUGCAGUCUGCAAAAUACUACUUCUCUAGUGAAUCAAUUCAAAAGAAGGACACAGAAAAGACAAACAAAGUAGGAACCAAGACUGAAACUAAUGCUAAGGAAAUUACUCCCACCAUUGUCAAACCAACAACACCAACAUCAAUCUCACCUAUUACAACAAAACCACCAAGUCCAGUUCCCAGUAAAAAGACCAAACCACCAAGUCCGGUUCCCAGUAAAAAGACCAAACCGCCUAGUCCGGUUCCCAGUAAAAAGACCAAACCGCCUAGUCCGGUUCCACCUAGGAAAAUCAGUCCAUCAAUACCUGGAGCUAAAACUUUGCCAACAGCUACAAAAACAGCAAAACCAACAGCCACUAAAGCUACAGAGAAAACACAGACUGCACCAAAACCAAUCUACAUAUCCUCCACAAAACCUCCCAGUCCAAAACUAAAAAAGGCACCCAGUCCUAUUCCUGUCCAAAGUCGUGCACCAGAGACUAGUCCUGAUAAAGCUAAAGCGACAAGCCAUGAGAAAUCUUCAACCGUAGGAGAAGGCAAGGGUGUAGAAAAAGAUGAAAAUGAAGAUCUUCUGGCCAAGGCAGAAAAAGUUAGACAGGACUGGCUGCAGAAGAAGUCUAGCAGUACUUCUCUCAAGUCUCCACGAGAUGUUACAAGAAAUCCUAGCAAGUUGAAUUCUCCAAGAAGAACAACCUCCAAAGCUGGAGCAAAAACAGACAACUUGGACACCAAAGAGUCAUCUGCUCCCAAAAUGAAUGGAAUGACUCUUCCUCUGAAUAAGGAGGAAAACAAAAGCACAAGUGUUCAAAGCAAACCCAGCAACUCGGCCAAGGGACUUGUUCAGGUUCAAUCCGCAAAGUCCUCGGACAAGAGUGGCAUCACACCAAUGAAGACUUCAAAAGAUUCGGAAGUCUUAUUGAAAACUAAAAACAUUAGAGAUCGCAUAGCAAAUUUCGAAAAGGGAAAACCUGCUGUGAAUGGAAAGUCAGAUUCUGAUUCUAAAAUCCCUGUGCAUGGUGUGACAUUGGACAGUUCUAUUACUGAUAAGUCUCCUGCACUCCCCCCACCACCGGAGUUCGGGGAUGCUGUACAGCUGGAAAUCAUUCCACCUCCCUCAGGGUUCAAUCUUACAGACAAUUUAGAAUCACCAACUUACAGCUCUGCUUUCCAUCAUAGUGAUUCUUCAUCUGUGUCUACACUGUCUACUUUAUCGGACGACCACAUGGACAAUAAAACCAAACAUUCCUACGAAGAUUUGAUAGCUCCUCCCCCUCCUGGGUUUGAUGACAACAGUGAGGACUCGGGUGUUAUUCCUCCACCCCCAGACUUUGGGGAAAGCAAACCUGCAAUGAAAUCAAAUAAUAAAACUUAUAAUAAGCCAUUUUUGUCCAAGCCGCUCUCUGGCUGGCAAUGUUUGGAUGUACUAGAUUGGCUCGAUAGCAUUCAAAUGGCUCAGUAUAAGAAAAGUUUUCAGCAACAUUGUAUUGACGGGAAAAAGCUGGGUGGACUACAACGCAAUGACUAUAUUCAGUUAGGUGUGACUCAGGUCGGUCAUCGAAUGUCUAUGGAACGAGCCAUUAAGAAAGCCAGUAACAUUAUCACUGGCACACACUUGUGAUUUCACGAUAAACUAUUCAAGGGAAGGUAACUCUUACAUGUUCUCGAGUCGCUGUGGUGAAUCUUAAGAAAUUUUGUGGAAAAAAUUUCGCUUUAUGUCUGUGAUUUUUAUUCUUUUGGAAUUAUCAUUCGAUGGAACAAGAAUCCCAGUGCUGCAGAUGUGAUGGGUGGUCUUCCAUAUUAUAUCAUUUCAUAUUGGACGUCAUGCAAAACAGUUUAUUUACUCGGGUUGUGCAUAUAGAAAUGUAUUCACGUGAUAUCACUAUAAACCUGUACAUAGCCAGUAAACAUUGUCUUUAUCAGAAUGUGCCAAUGUAGCUGGAGAAGACAGUUUUGUUCUCCUCAUUUCUGAAUUGAUAUUUUUGAAGUUUGACUUUUUUUCCUCAUUCUUGUUCUGUAAAAGUUGUAAAAUUAUAUGUUAUAUGUUAAAGCAUUACCAAAAUAUGUAUUCAAUAACUGCAUUAAUUGCAAGUAAUUUUUAGUCUUGAUUUAAAAAAAAAAAGAAGCAUUACAGUUUAUAUCAAUCAUCAGGUAUUGUACUGUAGCCUCUGUGUAUAACAAUAUUAUAUAUAUAUAUACAGUGUGUGUGUUACAUAUAUAUAUAUAUAUAUAUAUAUAUAUAUAUAUGUAUAUAUAAACACAUACAGACAGGUUACCUUGCAUUUGGAUUGUGAGAAGAGUACCUGUUUAUCUGUUAGAGCGCUAUGCUGGCAUAGCAACCAUUGAAAUCUCCACUGUGAUGCUGUUGAGCACGCAGGGCGACUAACGGACUUAGUUUAUGUUAUGAUAGUCAAGCUAGUUUCGGAUGUAGCUUUCUUUAUACAAAGACAUGAACAAUUCAAUAUUUGAGUUAUAUAGACCAUCUGUAGAUUCCCAUUCAAAUUCCGAGAUGAUUUUAAGUUUGCAUAAAAUGCAUGCUGUCAGAUAUAUGCUUCACUUUUGCCUUGCAAGCUUGUUGAAAGUGCCAUGGUGGUGAGAGAAUGUGUAUCAGGAUAUUCUACAAAAAUAAAAACCAUUCACAUUAACACGUUGUAUGAAAGAAUAAUUUAUUUUUUACAUUUUCUCAAAUUUACUGUCAUGUAAUUGUUUGUAGUUAUACAAAUGUAAAUUAAUAUUAAAUUUUGACAUUAAAUAUAUAUGAAAAAAA
Ostrea edulis (European flat oyster) is the source of this 8161-nucleotide messenger RNA. RefSeq names its product SH3 and multiple ankyrin repeat domains protein 3-like. The record is from RefSeq and is a predicted model, not a curated record. Gene Ontology annotation, cellular component: postsynaptic density; postsynaptic membrane; dendritic spine. Gene Ontology annotation, molecular function: ionotropic glutamate receptor binding; synaptic receptor adaptor activity. NCBI's taxonomy places the organism in Eukaryota, Metazoa, Mollusca, Bivalvia, Ostreida, Ostreidae. The transcript is spliced from 7 exons. Bases 1550 to 7015 code for a protein of 1821 amino acids.